CGCCGAAGGGGCGAGGGCCGCGCCAUGGUCCGGGCGCUUUUCGGCUGCUGGUUCCGCGUGGGCGGGGCCCUUCCGAUCAUCCCGCUGGGCCGGACUGUGAUACAGACCUCCAUGAGCAGGACCCAAGUAGCUCUGCUUAGCUUGGGUCUGCUGCUCAUCCUACUACUGUAUGUGGGGCUACCCAGCUUGCCUGAGCAGACUUCCUGGCUCAGGGGAGACCCCAAUGUCACAGUCCUGACUGGUCUCACCCCUGGCAACUCCCCCAUCUUUUACCGUGAGGUGCUUCCACUCCACCAGGCACGCAGGGUGGAGGUAGUGCUACUCCAUGGAAAGGCCUUUAACUCCCACACAUGGGAGCAGCUGGGAACAUUGCAGCUGCUGUCACAGAGAGGCUACCGGGCCGUGGCCCUUGACCUUCCAGGUUUUGGGAACUCGGCACCUUCAAAGGAGGCACGCACAGAGGCAGGGCGGGUGGAGCUGCUGGAGCGGGUGCUGCGGGAUCUGGAGGUGCAGAAUGCUGUGUUGGUGAGCCCCUCACUGAGUGGCCGCUAUGCCCUACCCUUCCUGAUGAGAGGCCACCACCAGCUACAUGGAUUUGUGCCCAUCGCACCCACCUCUACCCAGAACUACACUCAGCAGCAAUUCUGGGCUGUGAAGACCCCAACCCUCAUCCUGUAUGGAGAACUGGACCGCAUCCUAGCUCAAGAAUCUCUGCAACAGCUCCGCCACCUGCCCAACCACUCAGUGGUAAAGCUGCAAAACGCAGGCCAUGCCUGCUACCUCCACAAGCCACAAGACUUUCACCUCAUCCUCCUUGCCUUCCUUGACCAUCUGCCUUGAAAUAACCCACUACUCAGGCAGGUUUGACCUGAGUUUAGAGGGUUUGGACUACCUGUCACCAGGAAGACAGCUCCUGGAAUUAGAGGACAGAGGUCAGAGAUUCAGACCCAGCCAGAACCUCUCAUUUCAUCUCACAAAUACAAUAAAAAAGGCAUUUGUCUUGCCAA
Messenger RNA from Otolemur garnettii (small-eared galago), 1007 nucleotides. RefSeq names its product abhydrolase domain containing 14A (gene ABHD14A). Gene Ontology annotation, cellular component: cytoplasm. The record is from RefSeq and is a predicted model, not a curated record. The transcript is spliced from 5 exons. NCBI's taxonomy places the organism in Eukaryota, Metazoa, Chordata, Mammalia, Primates, Galagidae. The coding region runs from base 25 to 840 and encodes 271 amino acids.